CCUGGCUUCCCGGAGGAUCCUGCCGGCUGGUUUUCAUGGAGAAAGUCCAGGGAGAAAUGGAGAUUGAGAGAUGGGAAAGAAGUGAGGAGAUCUCGGAGGCAGAGAAAAAGGUGAUUCAGGAGACAUGGAGCAGAGUAUACGCAAACUGCGAGGACGUCGGGGUCUCCAUACUCAUCAGGUUUUUUGUGAACUUCCCCUCGGCCAAGCAGUACUUCAGCCAGUUCAAGAACAUGGAGGACCCGCUGGAGAUGGAGAGGAGCUUGCAGCUGCGUAAGCAUGCCCAGCGGGUCAUGGGUGCCAUUAACACCGUGGUGGAGAACCUCAGCGACCCAGAGAAGGUCUCCUCCAUCCUGGCCCUCGUGGGCAAGGCCCAUGCCCUCAAGCACAAAGUGGAGCCCAUCUACUUUAAGAAACUCACUGGUGUCAUGUUGGAGGUCAUUGCCGAAGAGUACGCUGACAGCUUUACCCCGGAGAUGCACACUGCUUGGACCAAGAUGAAAACCCUCAUCUACACCCAUGUGACGGCGGCCUACAAGGAGGUGGGCUGGGCGCAGUACCCAAACGCCACCCUGUGAGCAGACGGCGGGGACGGGCGAGGGGCAGGGAGGGAUGCGCUCGCACCAGGACUUCUCUCUGGUCUCUUCUUCUCAAGGUCUCCGCUUGGUCUGGAGAAUCCGCUGGGGCCAGCUCUGUUAGCUGCCAAGUCAAAAUUUGAUCUCCAUGGGGUUAAAAAAACAAAACAAGCCAAAAA
Tinamus guttatus (white-throated tinamou) is the source of this 751-nucleotide messenger RNA. It is a transcript of the gene CYGB, whose product is annotated as cytoglobin. NCBI's taxonomy places the organism in Eukaryota, Metazoa, Chordata, Aves, Tinamiformes, Tinamidae. Gene Ontology annotation, biological process: oxygen transport. Gene Ontology annotation, molecular function: oxidoreductase activity; heme binding; iron ion binding. The record is from RefSeq and is a predicted model, not a curated record.